AUGUUGAAAUACCAAGUGAAAACGUCGUCGUUGACGUUGCGACCCGCCGCCAAUCGAGCUUCUAGGACUUCUUCGUCAAGUGAGUACAACAAACGGGUACCAUAAACGCUGUCUAAUGUUCAGACUCGUCCUCUCCGUGCUCCGUCUCGAUGCACUCUCUGCUCGAGGACACCCUUCUCGCCAUCCCGACCACCUCCCGUAGCAAUUCUUUGCUUUCGCUGAACUCUAACGACAGUAACCUCUCGGACACUUCCGAAGUUGUACGUUUCCUCGUUUCGAUGCCCAGCAUCUCAUACACUUUUUGUCAGGGAGUGCUAAAAGUUGAUACGCGCAGCGUAAAGCAAUGCACCGACUACAAAACUAUUCGAGUCACCAGCUCGACUACCGCUCGGCAGGUCGUCGAAAAGUUCCUAAUGACGCUGAAGCUAACCUGUCGGGAUGUGAACCUAUUCGAUAUUUGGAUGGAACUCACGACACGAGCGUCUGGCGCCCCGGUUGUCACUCUUCUGAAACUGGAUCCAGAUGCCCGACCGUACGAGCUGCAGAGAUGUCAUCCGGCCGGAAUGUCUCGCUUCAUUCUGCUGCAGAACCCGACCGGAUUCCUCGUCCGAGUCUACGAUCACAACAUCUCCCCGCAAUCCAACUACAAGUCGCUGCUGCUCUCCUCCCACACAACAGUUCUCGAAACUAUUCAUAUUGUGCUCGCUCUCAAUCGAAAGUACGAUGAAGUGACAAAGUACGGGCUGUUCUUGGCGACUCCCAGCGCCGACGCUCAGAUUCCCGACGAUGUGAAGUUGGUUUCCAUCGCCAGAUUGUGCAAAGACGAGCAGAAGAUUAUAAUUAGACACGUUGAUGUUUUCUGA
Messenger RNA from Caenorhabditis sp. 36 PRJEB53466, 863 nucleotides. NCBI's taxonomy places the organism in Eukaryota, Metazoa, Nematoda, Chromadorea, Rhabditida, Rhabditidae. The record is from the annotation of a GenBank genome assembly.